Molecule: messenger RNA, 2244 nt
Organism: Closterium sp. Naga37s-1
Lineage: Eukaryota; Viridiplantae; Streptophyta; Zygnematophyceae; Desmidiales; Closteriaceae
Source: the annotation of a GenBank genome assembly
AUGGAUGAUGUACACAGCCCCGCCGCGUCGCGUUCCCGCUUCACUGCGUUCCGCUACUCCCCCCUCACCGCCGCGCUCCGCGGCUCUUCCUUCCGCACCGCGCGGUCGGUCCCGUCCAAGCUCGCCAAACUGCCGCAUGUUAUCUCUUGCUUCGGAUUGGCGCUCGCCGCGGCUGUUCUCCUGAACGCUGCAAUGCACGUGGCGCCUGGACAUUGGUCGAAGACUUGGCUGAGAUUAUGCCCCGCGCCGUUAUGCAUGAACGGACACGAUUUCGCAAGCGGCGGUUCCGGAUUUUCCGGCGCCGAAUUCGGCGUCGCUGCUGAAGCUGGUGUCGUCGCAGCUCCUAUCGCGGAUUUCAUGGCUCUUGUAUCGAAUGACAGCAUAGCGGAGUUUUUGAAAGUGGUGACGAAACGUCCCCACAUUGCGGGUACCCCCGAAAACUUUGAAACUGCUAGAUACGUGAAAGAACAGCUGGAGGCUCACAGCCCAUUACGCGGACUACCCCGUGCUGCUCUCUCCACCCUCUUCCCGCGUGUGCUGCUCUCCCCCUCCCCCGUGCGCUCUCCCCCUCCCCCCCUGUGCUCUCCUUCCCCUCCUCCCCCCCCCCCUGUGUUCAUCCCUCAGGCUUUCGGCGUCACAGCCCACUACGCGGACUACCCCGUGCUGCUGAGCCGGCCAAUCAAACAGCGCAUCGCGAUCGUUGAGCCAAUCACGCGCGAGCUGGCGCUUCGGGAGCUUCCCGUACCUGGCGACCCGUACUCGCACGACCCUCUUGCUUCGGUGCCGUUCCUGGCCUACACGCCCGGGACGAGGGGGAGGGGUAGCAGGGGGGGAGGAGGAGGAGGAGGAGGAGGAGGAGGAGGAGGAGGAGGAGGAGGAGGAGGAGGAGGAGGAGGAGGAGGAGGAGGAGGAAGAGGGGAGGAGGAAGGGGGGAGUGUGAGAGGCCCUGUCAUAUAUGCCAACUACGGAAGAGAGGAGGAUUUCCAGAUGCUCAUUAAUUUGCUGGGAGGAGGAAAAGGAGGGGAGGGAGGGGGAAAGGGAGGAGGUGGCGGAGGAGGAGAAAGGGUGUGCGUGGGAGCGAUAGUGCUGAUGCGAUAUGGGGAGAUUUAUAGAGGAGACAAGGUGCGCAAUGCAGCAGCGUGUGGCGCCACAGCAGCAAUUAUCUACUCCGAUCCGGCUGACUAUGCCACCAACGCCACCUCUCCAGGCGCCAUCUACCCCCCCGGCCCGGGCCUACCCCCCUCUGGCGCCCAGCGCGGCUCAAUUUACGAGUCUCUUGGCGACCCACAGACGCCAGGUUGGCCAUCCCACCCGGGCGGCGAGCGCUUGUCAUUAUCCGAGGUGGCCGGCAGCCUGCCGCCCAUCCCCGCCCUGCCGCUGUCGUACGGGCAGGCGAAAUUUAUCCUGGAGCUGCUUGGGGGUGCUUUUGCCCCGGAAGAAUGGAUUGGGGAUAUCGAGGGUUUGGAGUAUCAUGUUGGGCCCGGACCUGUGGUGGUGGAGAUGGAAAUAGAGGUGAACGACACGGUUACCAACAUUCGCAACGUGAUUGGGACGAUCAAGGGUCAAUCAGAACCUGACAGAUACGUGCUGGUGGGGAACCAUCGCGAUGCGUGGGUGUUUGGCGCUGCCGACCCCAACAGUGGCACCGCAUGCAUGCUCGAGAUGGCACGCGUGUUUGGGUCAUUGCUGGCUGGCGGGUGGCGCCCUGCGCGCUCCAUCGUGUUUGGCUCGUGGGAUGCAGAGGAGUUUGGGCUGAUCGGCUCAACAGAGUGGGUGGAGGACAACGCGCCACUCCUCUCCUCUCACGCCGUCGCAUACAUAAACGUCGACACCGCCGUGUCGGGCGCUGGGUUCCACGCUGCUGCCACUCCACAGCUGGAUGACGUCAUCAGAGAGAUUGCUGAGCUGGUGGAGGAUCCGGACAAGCAAGGCCGGUCGGUGUUUGCCUCGUGGGCUGAGAGGACCAACCGCACCGUGCCCCAUCUUGGCAGGCUGGGCGGCGGCGGCAGCGACUACGCCCCGUUCCUGCAGCACCUUGGGAUUGCCGCCGCUGACUUGCACUUUGGGGAAGACUACCCCAUGUACCACAGCCUGUACGACAGCUACCACUAUAUGACAACCGUCCUGGACCCUCGUUUCUCCCGCCAUCGCGCCACUGCCCAGCUGUGGGGCGCUCUUACCCUGCGCCUGUCAGGGGAUGCGACCCUCCCCUUCAAUUACUCCACAUACGCCUUGAGGCUCAAG